AUGAAGACUUCAAGCACAGCCAUCACCUUCCUUGCUAUCGCUGGUACCGCUAUUGCUGCUCCAGCCAAUGUCGAGCGCGACCUGAAGCCCUUCCAGCUCACUGAACUGAAUGCGGGCCUUUACGACCAAGCACUACCGGCAUAUCGCAUCGUCAAUUUCAAGUUGAAUGACCCGAAUAACAACAUCGACACGUCUUGCUCUUCUGCCUGGUCUGGCGGCAUGUCUGGUGCUUACAAAUUCAACUGCUCCAACACCGACUACCAAGUCAACUUCCCGUCUCUUACGGACAUUGAAGACAUCAAGUUGAACGUUUCAAUUGUCAAUUCCAAAGCCUUCGCUCUUGGCGAGAUCAACGGUGACAAGUGGAAGUGCCACAACACCGGGGCUGAGUAUCCUUCGAAGCUUUGCAAGUAUGACGGAACCUAUGAACUUCCUAUCGUUCUUGCUUAA
Molecule: messenger RNA, 450 nt
Organism: Penicillium manginii
Lineage: Eukaryota; Fungi; Ascomycota; Eurotiomycetes; Eurotiales; Aspergillaceae
Exons: 2
Coding region: 1-450 (149 amino acids)
Source: RefSeq, a predicted model, not a curated record